This is a messenger RNA of Cuscuta europaea, 1868 nucleotides long. The record is from the annotation of a GenBank genome assembly. Lineage: Eukaryota; Viridiplantae; Streptophyta; Magnoliopsida; Solanales; Convolvulaceae.
AUGGAAUUGAUGGACUUUUGGACCUCUCCUGUCUCGGAUCACCGCCUAAAACUGACUCAAGCAGUACACCACCAAAACCCUUUUCCUGAAUUUAAAAAUUUCUUAUCUAGAUCACAAAAAAGUUAUUGAAAAAUAAAAAAACAACCUAUGUAUAAUACGGACUUUCAAUUUCCAGACUUUCACUCACUUCCAGUGUACACUAUAUGACAUUGCUCUGUUCGAUUCCUUCAGAUCUCUCUUUUUAGUUUUCCAGCUUGUAGAGAGGUACAUUCUUUUCUUUCCCAUUUACCACUAUCUUUUAUUACACUUUUCCUGCUUGAUUAAUACUUAUGCAAGCUCGUCUUAACACCCUUUCUGUAUUUUGGUUCUAACUCUUUAACAGCAGCCAAGAUUGGUAAAGAUUUAAUAUUUAUGCUUAAGUGGGAGGGAGAGAUUCAUUAUCUUUAAAGAAAAUGGAGGAUUGUAUAGAUUUUACGCAGUGGCUUGGACCAGACAUGUCCAUAAAGAUUCUUUCUUGUUUGGAGGACCCGUCUGAUCUUGUUCGUGCUAGCGCCGUCUCCACCUCCUGGCACCAAUUAGUGAUCGAAAGUGGUUUGUGUAAACACCUAUGCUUGAGGGUGUUUCCCGAAAUAGCAGGCCUAACUGAUGUCAUCGAAAAAAAACACGCGAGUGACACCACAGAAGUUGAGCAUGACAAAAAGGAUGCCAAGUUGUCACGUCUGGAGAGAGAUCAUCAAGCUUAUGCAUUUCUCAGCAGAGGUCUAAGUUCUUUCAUGAUGAAAAAUUGCAUCACAGAAGCGGUUUGUGCAUCAAGCACCGAUAAUUACCCAGAAGAAAGCAUACAGAAUACUUUACUCCCAAGUGAUAUGGUGGGUCACAGAGCUUCGUACUGGUCAAGCAAAGGAGAAAGUGAUCCCACUGUUCCAGAGACUCUCACAUAUAAACUAGCUUCAAAGUUGUGUUUGAUUACUGAGAUUCAUGUACAGCCAUUUCAAGCCUAUUUUCAGUUUGGUUUCCCCAUAUAUUCAGCAAAGGUGGUGCGUUUCAGAUUGGGGCAUCGUCAGGUACCUAUGGAAUCAGACAGAAAUAAUAUCACGGAUGAGCAAGGAGCGGUUAAGGGACCUCUUGGCGAAAAGUUUGUGUGGACAUACACCUCACCUGAAUUCCCAAUGGUUCAAGAGAGGAAGCUGCAAAAGUUCAAGCUGCCAGAACCUGUUCUUUGCAUUGGAGGAAUUUUGCAAUUACAACUCCUGGGCAGAGUGCAGAGACAAGAAGUGGAUGGCUUAUUUUAUAUAUGUGUGGCCCACGUUCGAGUUGUUGGGAGACCGCUCUCGCCUGCAUUUGAUGUUGAAAUUCUUGAUCAAUCUGGAAAGUUCUGCUUGAAGUAUUAUCCAGAAGAAAAGAAUCUGGCCAAGUCUGGUGAUGAGCAUUUGAGUGGCUCGUCUCGUUUUAAUAGGCUUGCUGCAAGCAUUAGAAGCUGGGAGCAAACAGUUCUGAACACGGUGCUUGGAGUGGGAGGAGUUGUUGGUAUUGAAGAAGAAGAUGAUGACGACGACGAAGCUGCUACUUAGAUGAAUGUUUGUUGUGCGUGUUUGUAUCAUUUGCCAUUUUCUUUUGUGCUUGAAUUUGGCUGUCUUUUUUCUUUGAAUCUUACCUGUUUUAAAAAAUUAUGAGUAAAGAAAUAAGCCUUGUGAUGGGAUGGAAGUAUACUUUACUCCUCAAUACAAUGUGUAAUCACGAUAGUAAUAAGGUUGCGUGCUUUUCGAUAUUACAGAAAUGGAGGAAAAUGCAAAGUUCGGGAUCUCCCUUAUUUUAAAGUAACAGGACUUUUGAUAAGACGAAAUUGAAGAGUUUCAUUUUAAUAAUUU